Sphaeroforma arctica JP610 is the source of this 685-nucleotide messenger RNA. RefSeq names its product NHP2-like protein 1. The record is from RefSeq and is a predicted model, not a curated record. The coding region runs from base 99 to 479 and encodes 126 amino acids. Gene Ontology annotation, biological process: ribosome biogenesis; mRNA splicing, via spliceosome; maturation of SSU-rRNA. Gene Ontology annotation, cellular component: precatalytic spliceosome; U4/U6 x U5 tri-snRNP complex; small-subunit processome. NCBI's taxonomy places the organism in Eukaryota, Ichthyosporea, Ichthyophonida. Gene Ontology annotation, molecular function: RNA binding. The transcript is spliced from 2 exons.
ACAGAAUCAGACAACCAGACACGUACUAAAACUUAACGGGUUGUUAAAUCGAUACACACACUUGCGUAGCAUUCUCAUACCAUAAACACAUACACAAAAUGGCUGAAGUAAACCCUAAAGCAUACCCCUUGGCUGAUGCCGAACUUACUGUCACCAUCCUAGAUUUGGUUCAGCAGGCUGCCAAUUACAAGCAAUUAAAGAAAGGAGCUAACGAAGCGACGAAGACCCUCAACCGUGGUAUCUCAGAGUUCAUCGUAAUGGCCGCCGACACCGAGCCCAUUGAGAUUCUGUUACAUCUGCCUCUACUUUGUGAGGAUAAGAAUGUUCCCUAUGUAUUCGUCCCUUCAAAACAGGCCCUUGGACGUGCAUGCGGCGUCUCACGAUCCGUAAUUGCCUGUUCGGUAACUACCAAGGAAGGUUCUCAGCUCAGCUCACAAAUUAACACGCUUAAAAUUAAUAUCGAGAAGCUUCUCUUUUAAAUACGAGCUUACACCGGCAGUGUCAUACAUGCAGAUUGUGCGCAUCUGGUCGGCAAUUAGUUUAUUCUGUACACAAAUCUACAGAUGCAAUUUGUUGUGUCUGCGGGUGAUGGAUGAGCCUCUGGCAUUGAGGGGACGUAUGAACCCAACCUUGUAUCAAUAAAUGCCAACUUAGACAAUAGUAAAUAUGAAUUGUAUUCAACCAA